AAGCAGCCACAAUAGAGAGACCGGUGCAGCGUUCAAUGCAGUCCCCCGUUCUUCCUUCCGCCCUUAUUAAAAAUAAAUUACAGCUCCUGUAAUUAACCCGGCUGUUGAGAGCUGACGCGGGGCUACUCAGAAGCCCUGCAUCUGCAUUAAGUUCAAUGUCUUUUGAGGAUGUGGCUGUUGGUGUUUCAUGAAGGAACAACAAAUUGCUUCUGAUCCAAAUUGAUGAAAUUUCAUCCCAUUGCUGAUGAAAGAGAACCACAGGAGCAUGGCAUCCUUGGAAUUUCCUAGUGUGACAGUAAAGCUUGAAGAUGAAGAUGAAGAAGAGAUACCAUGGGUCCCGAAAACACAAGUAUCAGAGGAAAAGGAAACUUUCCCAGGUUCUCAUUCAGUAGGAUUUUUUGUUCCCAAAUCAGAAGUGAUCCAUGGAGGAGAUCCUUGGAUUCCAGAACCUGUUUCAGAAGAAAAGGAGAUCCCAGCAGACUAUGGCUCAGAGCUCCCUGAUGUGAUCAUAAAAUUGGAACAGGAAGAAGAGCCCUAUGUUCCUUACCACCCAGUUUCAGAGGCAAGUGUGAUAUUCAAAGGGUCCCAGUCAGGAGGUGGCCAUGAAAGGAUCUUUGUGGGAGAGCUUCCCUAUUACUCUGGCUGCGGGAGAAGCUUCAGUGAUAAACCGGACCUUAUCAAGCACGAGAGUGAAAGCACAGCUGACAAACCCCACAAAUGCUCCCGCUGUGCUAAAAGCUUCAUGAAAAGAUCAAACCUUCGGACCCAUGAGAGAAUCCACACUGGGGAAAAGCCGUUCCGUUGCUCAGAGUGUGGGAACAGCUUCAGCGAUGGGUCCAGCCUUAUUCGACAUAAGCGGAAACAUACAGGUGAAAAGCCCUACAGUUGCUCAUCCUGUGGGAAAAGGUUCAAUCAGAGCUCCAGCCUGAUCAGGCACGAGAGGAGCCACACAGAGCAGAGGCCGUAUAAAUGCUUGGAGUGUGGCAAAAGAUUUAAUCAGAGUUCGACACUGGUGCGGCACGAGAGGAUCCACCGGGAACAGAGGAUGUUUAAAUGCUCGGCCUGUGAUAAAAGAUUUAUCCAAAGCUCCAGCCUUCUCGCACACGAGAGGAUCCACAGGGGAGAGAAGCCAUACUGUUGCGACUUGUGCGGCAAAGGCUUUAUUCACAAAUCAAACCUGCUGAUUCAUGAGAUGAAACACACGGGUCUAAAACCAUUUAAAUGUCCGGACUGCGGCAAAGGAUUUAAUCAGAAUUCAAGCCUGGUCAUACAUAGGAGAAUUCACACGGGGGAAAAGCCCUAUAACUGCUCUCACUGCCGGAGGCCUUUCAGUGACAAAUCGAGCCUCAAUAAGCAUGAGAGAGCCCACCGAGGGGAUAAGCCGUACAAAUGUUCCAGCUGCGGGAAAUGCUUUGUUCGAAGGUCGCAUCUCUUGACGCACGAACGGAUCCAUACCGGGGUGAAGCCCUUCAAAUGCCCCGACUGCGGGAAGAGCUUCAGUAGCCGCUCACACCUGAUCAGGCACGAGGGAACCCACACGGGAGAGAAGCCCUAUGACUGUUCCUUUUGUGGGAAGAGCUUCAACAGGAAAUCCAACCUGACGAACCACGAACGGACCCACACUGGGGAGAAGCCUUACAAAUGCACUGACUGCGGGAAGAGCUUCAGCGACAGGUCGAGCCUCAUCAAACACGAGAGGAUCCAUACUGGCGAGAAGCCUUACAGCUGCACGGCCUGCGAGAAAAGCUUCAGCGACAAGUCCAGCCUCAUUAGGCAUGAACGAAUCCACACUGAAGAGAAGCCUUACAAAUGUUCGGAUUGUGGGAAAGGGUUCAACCAGAGCUCCAGCCUCAUUGUACACGAGAGAACCCACACGGGAGAGAAACCGUUUAAAUGCUCGGACUGUGGCAAGGGCUUCACCCAGGCUUCCAACCUUGUAGCCCAUAAGAGAAUCCACACCGGCGAGAAGCCAUACAAAUGCCUGGACUGUGGCAAAUGCUUCACCGAACGGUCCAACCUGAAUAGGCACCAGCGGACACAUUCGGGGGACAAACCCUAUCCGUGCCUCGACUGCGGGAAAAAUUUUGGCUUCGAAUCUGAUCUCAUUCGGCAUGAGAUUACCCACUUGGCAGAAAAGCCGUACAAAUGCUCCGAUUGUGGGAAGACCUUCAGCCACGCCUCGACUCUGAUUAGACACAAAAAUAUCCACACGGGAGAGAAACUCUAUUGCUGCAUCGAGUGUGGGAAAAGCUUCACUCAGAGUUCCUCCCUUCUCGCUCACAAAAGGCUCCACACAGGGGAGACCCCGUUCAUAUGUCCCGUUUGCGGGGAUACUUUCAACUGGAAGUCGCACCUGAUUACACAUGAAAGGACCCACACCGGAGAAAGGCCAUACACAUGCUCCAUGUGCGGGAAGAGCUUCAUGGAGAAGUCAAAGCUGAAUCGACACCAGAGGACCCACAUGGAACGGGAAGGUCAUGAGUGCGAAGACUGUGGGAAAGUCUUCACCAAUAAAUCCAACCUGGCGAGGCAUCAGAUAAUCCACAAAGGCACCCAGGCGUUCAUAUGCCUCACUUGCGGGAAAACCUUCAACCAGAUAUCCAAGCUGAUUCGGCAUGAGAGGGUCCACAUGAGCGAGAAGCCAAAUGAGUGGCCAGACGGCCAGACCGGGUACGAAGACGGCUCCUUCCUCCUUUCGGGCACAAAUCCACCCAAGCACCUUGAUUUGGAGAAUCAGUCUUCUAAAUAUCCCGACGGCAAAACAGACUAUAACCAUUGCUCCCUCAUUGCAGGAGUGAAUCCACACGGAGCCGCGCCAAUAGGAGACCAACUCGGCGAUUGGCAAAACAAUGAGACGACCGACGGUCACUGUUCACUCAUUGUUACUGCCGUGAAGGAGGAAGAUCAAUCAUAUGAAUGCUCGGAAAGUGAGUCCCGCUAUCAGAGUAGCCCGUUCUUUAUCAACAGCGGGAAUGCCCAGGAGGGAAAAGUGGUGAAGACCCAACUCUUCAACUGCCUUGUUGGUCAGAAAACAUCCAAUAAUCUGCCUCUCCUUAUAGAGAGACGAGAGAGCUCCCCAGGGGAGGAGAAAGAGUUUAAUUGUUCCGAGUGCGGGAAGAACUUUAACUGGAAGUCCCAUUACGUCCGGCACAAGAGGAUUCACACGGGAGAAAAACCGUACGACUGCCCAGAUUGUGACAAAAGCUUCAGCCGGCGGUCGCACCUUGUUCGGCAUGGGAGAACCCAUACUGAGCUGAGCUUGCAUUUACAGGCCGAGGAGGAAGCCUUAGAUCAGGAUGCCGGUGCUAUGAGCGCAAGUGAAUCCGUAGAAGGAAAUCAGAUUGACCCACUGUCGGUUGAAACUGAGGCUCAGAAUGUAUGAAAACUGGCACACAGGAGAGAAAAUCUGUAAUUGAAAAAAACCUACAAAGAUAUAUGUUAGUGCUUAAUAUAGACAAAAGAUAUUGUAGCUGAAAUUCACACAAAGAAAAAUCUGCUCCUGGAUUUAACAAAUCUUACUAAAAUGAGACUCUAUAAUUGACUGCUUCCUUGUUUAAAACGUCACAGAAUAUGCCCUGCAUAUAGAAAUCUAGCUAAUCAGGUAGAAGAAAUCUUGACUAGUGUUCGCACCAACAUACUUGUUUUUCAUGCAUAUGCAUUCCUCCACCCAAACUCUGAUGUGGUUAUAUUGCAUUUUUACAUCUCAUUUGCAUUUUGUGUGAAUCCUGUUCACUGCCAAACUGUGAGAAAAGUUCUUAAAAGUCUCCAGUCCAGUUCUAGAACUUCUAAUGUAGAUACACCUUCUGAUUUCGUUCUCCUCCUGGACUGUGAGCAAAACUUUGUGCUGAGAUCAUGCCUUACCAGACACCAGGGGAUCUGUCUCUUGAGGUCCAAACCUUGCUGUCUGCCAGAAAAAAGACUUCUGCAAGAAAAGCUUUACAGUUUUGCAUUUCAGAAUCCAACAAUCAAUGUCCAUUGAUCCCAGCAGGCUUUAACAAACCUAACUCUUGAUAAGAUAAGAUUCUAUAUCUCUAUAGUAUUGUAACAAUUUCUUUUUAGACAGCAAAAAUCCUCCAAUGUAUAACAUUCUUUUGUCAAACUAAAAAUCCCUCAACCACCCACUGAGGUGGAUGCUAUGCUACAAUCUUGCCUGGCUCACUCAUUUUUCACAUCAACCGUCUCUCACAAAGCUGUUGUUGAAGGCUUUUAUGGAUGGAAUUGCUGGGUUGCUGUGAGUUUUCUGGGCUCUCUGGCCAUGUUCCAGAAGCAUUCUCUCCUGAUGCUUCAUCCACAUCUAUGGCAGGCAUCCUCAGAGGUUGUGAGGUCUGUUGGAAACUAAGCAAGUGAGAUUUUUCUAUCUGUGGAGGGUCCAAAUUUUCUCCUCAAAUAUUCAUCUUUCCCAUUGGCUCACAGGUGGCCCCUUGGAGUAUUUCUCCUCAGCUUUCUGAUAUUCAAUCUGAUCUAGAGCUGCAAUGGCAUAAAUGAUGGCCUCUGGGAAGAGGACGUCCAAGAUGAAGUGGACCCUGUCCCCGCAGAAGCUUGGAAGGAUUUUUUUUGCCUGUCUAGUGAUACAUCUCCUCCAAAGAGUAGAAGACCAGGUCUUGCUGGGCGUCAUCCUCCCAAGUAGGUCUCAAAUGAGGCGCUGGUGGCCAAGGAGGAACUGGGCUAGCCACAGCGAGGACUUUGCCGCCGCAGGUGCUCCUCAGCCCCCUGAGCCUUGACAAUGAAAUCAAUCAGCUUUUGGUUGGCCAUGUCCCUGGCCGCCCUUGUCCGGUCAGGGAGCAGCUUCUUGGUCCGCUUCGGCUGAGACGCCCUGGAGGGAGUGCCCUGGCCCUCUUCCUCCUCGGUGUUUAGGAAUUUAAUCAGAGACAAGUGCAGGAGGACUUCAUUCUGCCCCGGAAAGCUCAUGGCGUUGGAACAAUACUGUAAGAAGGACCCCGCGAACCAACUCUGAUCCGGUAGUUCUCUAUUAAAUUGUUGCACCAGUUGAUGUGCUUGUACUUUACUUGGGCUGCAUCUAUUGCAUCUUUGCAAUCCAAGUGUUUCAGGUUUCUCAGACAGACAGAGAAGCCUUUGCCCUUCUCCAUGCUGUUCUCGAUGAAGACCACGCUGGCCUAGGUUUUCCACUUAAUGCUCUUCACCACAGCAGGCCAAUAUGGGUAUCUCGCACCUUGCACCAAACCAGCUUCCCUACUUCAAUAGAACUGAGUUCUUGAGGCAGGAAGAAGCCAGGCAACUCCUCAUCCUUAUCGCUGCUAAAAGUGAGGCGGAAGGACCUCUCUCUGACAGGACUCCAGGUCUUCUCCAACAUCGGUGCUUGGAAACUUUGAUGGUUCCUCGUUGAGAAUCCAGCUUUCCUCUCCCUUCCCUUCGAAAGGUGGUCCCUCCAGAUCCAAGUAGCCUUGCAACUUCAGAGCCUGAUUGCUUCCUGCCUGGAGGAAUCAUUUGUUGGGAGGUGUUAACUGCCUCUGAUUUUUGUCUUGUCUGGAAUUCCCCUGUCUUCUGAAUGUUGUUCUUUAUUUACUGUCUCGAUUUUAGAUUUUUGAAAUGCUGGUAGCCAGCUUGUGUUUAUUUUCUUGGUUUCCUUCUUUCUGUUGAAAUUGUCCACAUGCUUGUGUAUUUCAAUGGCUACUCUGUGUAGUCUGACACAGUUGCCUAGUUUCCAAAAGAGAAAAGAACUCCAAGACCUGAAACCUGUGAGUUUUUUUCUCCCUUCCCUUACAGUUUCCUCUCCUAAUCAUCUCUCACUUUAAUUACAGGGACAGAAGUAGGGAAAAAGAAAAAGUAUGUGUGUUUGAAAGCCUGCUUACUGCCGCUAAGCAGUGUUGGGAACCCUGAACCAGACCAUGGGGCUGUCCCAAAAUAUUUUGCUGUCUGAGGCGCAGUAGCAAAUCUUUUAGAUUUUAGAGGGUCUUUUUAAUACUUUUUUUUAACACCUCCCAACAAAGGAUUUCCCCAGGCAGGAAACAGCCAGGCAUUGAAGCUACCAGGCUAUUCAGUGCUAAUCAAGCUGGCCAGUUGCAACGUUUGCAUUUGCCUCUUACAGACGAGAGUUCUUUUUCCCACCCUGGACCUUCCACAGCUAUAUAAACCCCACUUGCCUAGUUUCCAACAGACCUCACAACCUCUGAGGAUAUCUGCCAUAGAUGUGGACGAAACGUCAGUAAAGAAUACUUCUGGAACAUGGCCGUACAGCCCGGAAAACUCACAGCAAUUCUCACAAAGAUGUUCUGUACUUGUUGCUUUUUCUGCUUCCUCUCUUCUGCCUAACUCAGGAGGAAUCCUUCAGCCGAAGCCACAGCCUGGCAACUGGACUCCCCCACAUUCCCGGACCCGGCACUUCACCACUUCACCUAAUAGCUGGUAGACUAUUAGAGAAUUGUGGGAGUUGAAGUCUAGAACACCUGGAGGACUAAAAUUUGCUCAUGCCUGUUAUAAGUCUUCUAAUACAAGAAGAAGGGCAGUUCUCGUAGCAGUUCAUUACAAGCAACUAAAAUAUUCAUAUAGAACAGGUAUGGGCAAACUUUGGCCCUCCAGGUGUUUUGGACUUCAAUUCCCGCAAUUCCUAACAGCCAGUAGGCUGUUAGGAAUUGCGGGAGUUGAAGUCCAAAACACCUGGAGGGCCAAAGUUUGCCCAUGCCUGAUAUACAAUGACACAAUUCCUAAUUUUUGAUGGACAAUUCUUUGAUUUAUUUCCAAAACCUCGUCGGAUGAUCCGACUUCUUAAUGAGACAUGAUAUUGCUGAUUAUAUCUAAACUAGCUUAGAAAUGUUUAUUUUAUUUUACAUGAAAAUAGGUAAUGUGUCUUCCUGCCACUUCUUUACAUAUUGUUCCAGUAAAUCGGGACUGGGAAAGGUAUCACUCCAGAUGUUGCAGUUCCCAUCAGCUUCAUGACCAACUCUCACAGACGAUGUGUGUCUGGAGUUCAAUCAAUAUGUAGUACAUGAAGGGAUAGGAGUUGUUCCUGCGCUGGACUGCUUGAGAUUCUAUACUUCAGGAAGAUCACUUAUUGGAAAGUUUCUUGAAUAUGGAGCACCAAAUGCCAGGGACAUAAGAUAAUAAAAAAUCUUGUGGCUCAUUAA
Messenger RNA from Anolis carolinensis (green anole), 7082 nucleotides. Its product is annotated as zinc finger protein 271-like. The coding region runs from base 245 to 3382 and encodes 1045 amino acids. The record is from RefSeq and is a predicted model, not a curated record. The transcript has 7 exons. Gene Ontology annotation, molecular function: DNA-binding transcription factor activity; RNA polymerase II cis-regulatory region sequence-specific DNA binding. NCBI's taxonomy places the organism in Eukaryota, Metazoa, Chordata, Lepidosauria, Squamata, Anolidae. Gene Ontology annotation, biological process: regulation of transcription by RNA polymerase II.